AUGGAAGGCGCGUCGCCGUCUCUGGAAGCGAUUCAGACGAACCUCGCGCGAGUUCGCCGCGAUAUCUUUGCCGUCGCGGCGGCGUCUUUUACGCAGACAUCGGCAGCGGAGGGCGACGCCGUUUCUUCUCUGCCAUCGGCGGCAUCGUCUGCUGCCUCGAGCGCGUCUUCUGCGGCUGCCCCGUGGCUGACGAGGCACGCGGGAGUUCGCCUGCUGGCUGUGAGCAAGUAUCAUCCAAGUGCGUCUGUGGAGACCGCGGCGCGCGCCGGGCAGAGACACUUCGGCGAGAACUACGUGCAGGAGCUGGCGGAGAAGGCCAAACUCCUUUCUCACUUAAACCUCAAAUGGCACAUGAUCGGCCAUCUCCAGUCGAACAAGGCGAAGGCGCUUCUCGCAGCGUGCCCGUCGCUCUACGCUGUCGAGACGGUCGACUCGAAGAAGCUCGCGAAAGUCCUCAACGAGGCCGUCGGCGCCGUCCUCUCUCAGCGCGGAAACAAGCCGCUACGCGUCUUUCUUCAGGUCAACACGUCGGACGAGGAUAGCAAGAGCGGCCUGCGGCUGGGCGCCGCAGACGAUGCAUACGCAGAUGGCGUUUCGGGGGCAGCCAACAGCGACGUAAGGGAGCUUGUCGAAUUCAUCAUCGACGCAUGCCCCAAUCUCCGCUUCUCGGGUCUCAUGACAGUUGGACACCCCGAUCCUGCGAAGACCGGCGCUUCCUUUGAACAGCUCGCGCGGCUUCGCGACGCUCUGCUACAGCUUCCGCGCGUGCGAGAAAUCUUCGAGUCCGCGAGGCAGGCCGCCGACGAGAAGCACGCCUCCGCCGCCGCUCAGUCGGGGGCCGGAGACGACAGCAGCUGCGGGUGGGAGGAGAUUCCGGCCGAGGGGCAGGGCUCGGCGCUGGACGACAAUGAACAGGAUGAGGACAGAGACAACGUCUUCGAGUUGAGCAUGGGCAUGAGCGGCGACCUAGAAGAAGCGAUUCGACACGGCAGCACCGAAGUGCGCAUCGGCACAGCCAUUUUCGGCUCUCGGCCAGCCGUCAAGGCCUCCGCGUAG
Molecule: messenger RNA, 1056 nt
Organism: Besnoitia besnoiti
Lineage: Eukaryota; Apicomplexa; Conoidasida; Eucoccidiorida; Sarcocystidae
Product: pyridoxal phosphate enzyme, YggS family protein
Exons: 5
Coding region: 1-1056 (351 amino acids)
Cellular component (GO): intracellular anatomical structure
Molecular function (GO): pyridoxal phosphate binding
Source: RefSeq, a predicted model, not a curated record